GACCUGUUGUGGCCGAAGGCACAUCAAAAAUAUGAAAUAGAAGAUGACAUUCUCAUGUUACUUCACCUGUCAGUUGUCGGUUUGCCAAAGUCAAAGCACACCAAAGUGAAGUUUGUCCUCGUCCAUUUUGUGGUGAAAUUGUUGAAGGUGUAGCUCUCAAGAUGGCUGGAACAUUUUUGGCCCUGACGGCUAGGGCUGUCAGAACCAACCCGAAAUUGCCCAUGCAAACUGCUGGCAUGGCCAGUUAUGUCCGCAAUCUGAUAGGAAAACGAGAAAUCGUUGGAUAUGGAUUCAAUGGGGAACCAAACUAUGUUGACAGGACUGAUUUCCCAUUGCCAGCCAUCAGGUGGAGGGAACCUACCCCAGAUAUCUCAGCACUCAGGGAAAAGGAGAAAGGUGACUGGAAUAACCUGUCCCUUGAAGAAAAAAAAGCUUUAUAUAGAGCUUCUUUUUGCCAAACUUUUGCUGAAUUCAAAGCUCCCACUGGUGAAUGGAAGUCUGUUAUAGGUUUAUCAUUGGUUUUCAUGUCUGGAGCAUUUUGGCUUUUCUACUUCAUGAAAGCUUUUGUGUACAGUCCCCUGCCAAUCACUUUUGAUAAAGAACACAGAGAAGCUCAGUUGAGACGUAUGAUUGAUCUGCAAGUGAAUCCAGUGCAAGGUAUUUCAUCCAAAUGGGACUAUGAAAAGGAUGAUUGGAAGAAAUAAGUUUUUGUUUUAAAUGUAUUGUGAACUGAAGCAUUUGUGUUUGACAGCCACAGAUGUUUCUGAUUAAAUAGUAAUAUUUCAUUUAGAAAGUUAUUUAUUCCUUUUACCAUUUUGUGAUGAUAGAAGUAUUGCUCUACAAGAACAGAAAUCAGUGUUGAUGGUUCAAGCUGGGAUAUGUAUUAAAGAAGUUUGUUAUAAC
This is a messenger RNA of Phaedon cochleariae (mustard beetle), 903 nucleotides long. Lineage: Eukaryota; Metazoa; Arthropoda; Insecta; Coleoptera; Chrysomelidae. The record is from the annotation of a GenBank genome assembly.